Messenger RNA from Guyanagaster necrorhizus, 697 nucleotides. RefSeq lists its product as uncharacterized. Gene Ontology annotation, molecular function: ADP-ribose diphosphatase activity. Gene Ontology annotation, biological process: ribose phosphate metabolic process; nucleoside phosphate metabolic process. The record is from RefSeq and is a predicted model, not a curated record. Gene Ontology annotation, cellular component: nucleus. The transcript is spliced from 10 exons. The coding region runs from base 67 to 696 and encodes 209 amino acids. NCBI's taxonomy places the organism in Eukaryota, Fungi, Basidiomycota, Agaricomycetes, Agaricales, Physalacriaceae.
GUCUCUCUAUUACUGUCACGACUGCGACCCAGAUUAUUCCCUUCACUGCUUGUAUCCCGAAGAAUAAUGUCACAGACGCCCAAGGUCAUCUCCUCGACAGAACUGCCAGCCUCAGAGGCCAAAUGGAUCACCUUAAAGAAGAUAAUCUACCAGGAUGCUAAUGGGAAUGAGCGACUCUGGGAAUGUGCCGAGCGCAAGACGCGCAAAUCAACAGGCAUCGAUGCCGUCGCCAUCUUCGCCCUCAUACGAUCAAAGACAAAUGCAUUUCCGCUGUCGACUGUCGUCAUCGAGCAGUAUAGGCCACCGGUUGACGCGUAUAUUAUCGAGUUGCCUGCAGGGCUUAUAGAUGAAGGAGAGACGCCAGAAUCAGCUGCUAUCCGAGAGCUGGAGGAGGAGACGGGAUUCCUAGCUGACAAAGUCGUAGAAUCAUCGUCUGUGGUUGUUAACGAUCCUGGAAUGACCAAUGCUAACAUGAAGUUGGUCGUUCUGAGUGUUACGUUAGAGGAUGCCAUGGAGCAUCCUGAGGCCAAACUUGAAGCGGGCGAGUUUAUUGUCAAGCGAGUCGUAGCGCUCCACGAGCUCAGUCAGGAGCUUCAAGACUACAGUAAGAAGGGUUUCGUGGUCGAUGCUCGCCUGUCACACUUUGCUGCAGGCUAUAACAUGGCGGAGUGCAUCAAAGCAGGGAAGUUCAACUGAC